This is a messenger RNA of Pogonomyrmex barbatus (red harvester ant), 1969 nucleotides long. RefSeq lists its product as uncharacterized. The record is from RefSeq and is a predicted model, not a curated record. NCBI's taxonomy places the organism in Eukaryota, Metazoa, Arthropoda, Insecta, Hymenoptera, Formicidae.
UCUAUGACUGGCAGGUUAUCGUCGCAUGUCGGUAUGCUUCCGGCGCUAGCCUGCCAGCCCGGCUUGCCAACAGCAGCACCAGGCCAUCAUCAUCCGGAGCAGCAUCCGCAGUUGGGUCACGUGGCCGCCGCCGCCGCCGCCGCCGCCGCUGCCGCCGCUUCAAUGGGCAUGGAGUCCUCGGAAUUGAUGGCGAUGGCUCAUUAUCAGGCGCAACAGCUGCAACGACAGUUAUUGGCCGAGCAGUCAGGAUCGGGCACCACGAUGCUGCCGCCUACGUCUGCUCAGUCUACUGGUGGAGGCUUGAUGCAGCCGCAGGGGCUUCAAGGGCAGCAGCAAGGCCAACUCCAGCCGGGCCAGGACCCGCUACAGAGCCUGGUGCAGCAACUGCUCUGUCUUCAACAGAUAGAGUAUUUCUUCGCGCAGCGUGGUCACAAAUGAUUACACUUAGCAGAACGUAAUAGAGGAACGUCAUUUGCGCGGAAAAAUGAAAGAAUCGGACAAGGAAACAAUAGAACUCGAUGUGAGCGAGAGAUGUGUUUGUGCCGAUGCAAAAGUGUUCUGAUUCAUCGAUAGAUAAAUUUCGCGCCAAAUUGUUGUACAACCCGCUGACGUCGUUGAUGCUGCGAUGCUGUCGAGGAUGAAGAUGCUGUCGAGGACGAACAAUGUGCGGCGGUAUCUGCUCGAGUUUUUAAAGUUUUUCUAAUUCUCGAACGAAGGGGAGGUGGCGCGGUGUUUCCGAGUUCACCACGAAGAUACGAGAAGGUCGCGGAAAAACUGGAUGAUAGAAGCAUAUAAAAAAUAGAAGCGACCAUUGCACUCGUUCAUUCGUGGAUCACUAUAUCGCAUCGGAACACCGUGCGGAUAGACGGACGGUGAUCUUCGGGAUAUAGGAGUGUUUUAGAGUGUGAUAAAAACUUUAUGUCAAAAAUUAUGUUAAAUAUGAAAGGUGAAAUAAUGUGACUGGGCGGUGAAAAUCGCUUGCAAAUGAAAACGAAGAAGCGAGAAAAAGGGAUGUUAACGCCACGCGUAUCAGAGACGAUUAUCCGCUCUGGUGCGACUGUGAAUGAAUCUCUAUCCGUCAACAGUAUUGAUAUAAUUAAUAGAAUAAAUGAAUAUAUAUAAAAAUAUUGUAAGAGCUAUAUUAAGUAAGUAUUUGUGCAAACGUCAGUGUGCAAGUUAGGCAGAGUGCAUGGUGUGACAGUAUCCGGCGUACAUGGAAGAAAGAAAGAGAGAGAAAGAGAAAGAGAAAAUGAAUAUGAAAGGAUGCGAGUAAACGAAGAUAGAGAAAGAGUGAGGGAGAGAAAGGGAGAUAGAGUCACCUUCGACUCGAAGAUUUUUAAGCACGGGAACCGACCGAACGCCAACGCACAGCCUCGUUGUUUGUCCCGAGAGCUCUCGUUGUAGAAUUUUUUUUUAUCCUUUCUUAUUACUAUAUAUAAUAAUAAUUAUUUGAUGAACCACGGAAAAUAUAAGAAUAACUGUGGAACCUUAUAUGUUACUGCAAAAUUUGCACUAACAUAUAAGAGAGACUCCGUUCCAAAGGUUCAAUACGGAUAUGUAUAACUUAAGUAUAAAAUUUUCUCAAAAUCGGGAUGACACGGAAUUAAUUCCCACAGUGCAAGAAAAAAAUUGUUAAAGUGUUUUUAAUAUUUGUAUAAACAAGCCUUUUUAUGUUUAGAAUACAUUGCGGUACGACACGUAGCAUAGCACGUACCCACGUCUUACGAUGUAUAUGACCUUUUAUUUUACAUAUUUAAGUGAAUGAUUUACGUUCACACUAAUCCGAUUGUGUUUUCAUUUUUAACGAGAUUCUUUUGACGACGACAAUAGAAUCAUUAUCAUCUUAUCAUUUUAUCAUUUUAUUCGAUACAUUAUACGAUAUAUGUCAAACGAAGGCACACAAGAACACGUAUGAUAUAUUCACGUAAAUCUUUGAAUAAAGUUCCUUGCGUAUUAUGUUCAAACAUUA